AUGGGGGUAUUCGAUCCAACAAAACCUAUCUAUACUGGUCAUGAGAAUGUUGAGGAAUUUUUAAUUUACUUUGAAGCAUAUGUUAAUGCCAAUGAAGAGGGUAGGCUAGUUACAAAGGAGGCUGGUGAAAUUCUAGUCAUUCAGGAAGUAAGGAAGGAGAAAGUUUCAGAUGUAAGAUGUGCUGAUAUAAAGUUUUUUGAAGUUAUGGAAAAAGUGCUGAAAAAAGAUAAUGAAUAUCUUUUGAUACAUAUAAAUGAAGAUGAGAAGUUAUUUGAUAUUAGAACUCUUGGUAAAAGGUGGCGUCCAAAUAUAGAUGAAGAAAAAAUUAUAUCUAAAAGGAGGAAGAGCAAAGAAUCGAUAGAAUUUAUUAGCCUAAUUAAUAAAAAAGCUCCUACCAAAGAAUCAGUCAUGUAUAUACUAAUGACUGAGCUGAGUCAAGAAAUUGACAUUCUCAAGCUAAUAGCUGAAAAAGAAAUAACAAUCACAUUGGGUCAACUGUUCAAAUGGUCUCCCAAGGCCCGUAAUGAAGUACUUAAGAAAAAUGAAUUAAAAUUAGAUGAUAUACUAAUGAGUACACCUAAAAUUAAUAGUGAAACAGUUUCAGUAUCUGUAGAUCUGAGGUCAUAUUUAAAUCUGAUGCAUGAAAGAUAUGUACGAAAAUAUAGUUUUGUCUGGCAACCAGCGAACAAAAGAGGAUGCAUAGCAGAUAAUCAGUUGAAUAAAUUUGUAGAGUGUAUAACAAACAUUGAAGUGGAUAUAAAAGGUAUUGUAGUGUAUCAGGAAUUUUAUAUCUUGGAAGCUGUGAGAUUUGAUAUAUUGCUUGAUGAAGGAAAAGCAGUAUUUAUAGCUUCGAUAGUACCAAAUAAUUGGAUAAGUGAAAACAAAGAAUAUAGUGAGAGUGAAGAGGAAGAUGUUGAAGGCUCGAACGUUGAUAACUUAGUAGUUAGAGAAAUUAGUGGUAUAGAUAUUGAUCACAUGAUUGAUCAAAAGUAUGAAGAGAGAGUUGUAUGUUGGUUAAAGAAAGAUGAAAAUGAAGACAGAACAAUCAAGGGGAUGGAGCUGGAGUUGAUAAUACAGCUCACAAAAGAGAAUUGCAGCAUGGUGAACAUUGGGAAUUCCUUGUCUGAAAUAGAAGAACAACAAUUACAGGAGCGCUUAAUUAAGAAGAUACUAAAUGUGUUUGCUUUCGAUUUGUCCGAGAUUAGGAAAACUGAUCCAGUUCAAUAUGAAGUUCAUACAGGUAGAAAGAUGAUACCUCUGACGCUACUAGAAAAGGGAACAGGACAAUACGCAUAUCACUGUUUCCCAGUAAGGAAAAAGGAGGGAGAUACAGAUCAUUUCCAAAUUGUCAGUGAUAUGAGGCCUCUUAAUAAAUACAUCAUUAAAGAUAAUGCUUUUAAGAGGUACUGGCAAAUUUGCAUUCAAGAGAAAGAUCGGAAUAAAGUUGCCAUUUCAAUAUUAUUAGGAACACUCCAAUAUGCUGUAAUGUGUAUGGGCCUUAAAAAUGCUAAUGAGACUUUUCAGUGUUUAAUGGAUAUAAUAUUAGAAGGCGAAGAAUGGAAAGAGGUUGCAGGGGCAUAUCAAGAUGAUAUCAGGUUGUAG
Molecule: messenger RNA, 1602 nt
Organism: Scutellospora calospora
Lineage: Eukaryota; Fungi; Glomeromycota; Glomeromycetes; Diversisporales; Gigasporaceae
Source: the annotation of a GenBank genome assembly